Messenger RNA from Uncinocarpus reesii 1704, 393 nucleotides. Its product is annotated as 40S ribosomal protein S22. The transcript is spliced from 3 exons. Gene Ontology annotation, biological process: translation. NCBI's taxonomy places the organism in Eukaryota, Fungi, Ascomycota, Eurotiomycetes, Onygenales, Onygenaceae. Bases 1 to 393 code for a protein of 130 amino acids. The record is from RefSeq and is a predicted model, not a curated record. Gene Ontology annotation, molecular function: structural constituent of ribosome. Gene Ontology annotation, cellular component: ribosome; cytosolic small ribosomal subunit.
AUGGUCAAGACUAGCGUGCUCAACGAUGCGCUCAACGCCAUCAACAAUGCUGAGAAGGCUGGAAAGCGCCAGGUUCUCAUCAGACCUAGCUCCAAGGUCAUUGUCAAGUUCUUGUCUGUGAUGCAGAAGCAUGGUUACAUUGGCGAAUUCGAGGAAGUCGAUGACCACCGCUCUGGCAAGAUUGUCAUCCAGCUUAACGGCCGCCUCAACAAGACCGGUGUUAUCAGCCCCCGCUAUAACAUUCAGCUCCGUGAGCUUGAGAAGUGGGUUGUCAAGCUCCUUCCUUCCCGUCAAUUCGGUUACAUUGUCUUGACGACCUCCGCUGGUAUCAUGGACCACGAGGAGGCCAGACGCAAGCACGUUGCUGGAAAGAUCAUUGGGUUCUUCUACUAA